GCUGACGUCACGGCGGCAGCGCGCGGCGCGGGGGAAGCGCGGGUUGCUCGGGCCGCGGCCAUGGGGGCGGCGGCUGCCGAAGCCGACCGGACCCUCUUCGUGGGGAACCUGGACCCCAAAGUCACCGAGGAGCUCAUCUUCGAGCUGUUCCACCAGGCGGGGCCGGUGAUCAAGGUGAAAAUCCCCAAGGACCGCGACGGCAGAGCCAAGCACUUCGCCUUCGUCAACUUCAAACACGAGGAAUCGGUGCCGUACGGGCUGAGCCUGCUGAACGGCAUCAAGCUGUACGGGAGGCCCAUCAACAUCCAGUUCCGAUCAGGGAGCAGCCAUGCCUCUCAGGACGGGCACCCAUCCUGCUCCCCGCACGGAGCGGCCGGCCCCAGCGUGCCUGGCGUGCCAUAUCCCGCAGCCAACUGCAGCAGGUACGAGAGGAGUCCUGACAGCGUGGUAGCAGCAGGGUUCCCGUCGGGGCCGCGGGCCCUGCCGCCGGCCGACAGCCUCCAGCGCCCAGCGGCCAGCAGCGCCCUGCGGCAGCCGCCACCUCCCUUCGGGGCCAAGUACGAGCCGCCCGGCUUCGCCGCGGCCGGGCACCCGCUCGCCCCGCACGCCGCCUUCCACCCGCCAGCGCUGCGCAAGGGCCGGCUGGGCGCACACCCCUACCACGCCGACGGCCGGCACCUCGGCCGCGAGCAGCGCUUCGGCCCGGACUACGGCAGGGGCAGGGACGAACCCGCCUACGACGACAGGCACCGUGACGGCUGGAGCCAUGACUACCGGAGGGAGGGCUACAGAGAGGCCAAGUGGCACCCGCCGCGGCACUGACACCGGCGGGCCGGGCUCUAACGGACUCGAGGGCAAACCCCACGUUUUUACGGAGCACGUGUAUAAAACCCCCUCCCCCAGCCCACCACGUUACCUUUUAAUCUUUGUAAAGCUACAGCACCGCA
This is a messenger RNA of Colius striatus (speckled mousebird), 947 nucleotides long. It is a transcript of the gene RBM7, whose product is annotated as RNA binding motif protein 7. The coding region runs from base 61 to 822 and encodes 253 amino acids. The record is from RefSeq and is a predicted model, not a curated record. Gene Ontology annotation, cellular component: nucleus. Gene Ontology annotation, biological process: regulation of alternative mRNA splicing, via spliceosome. The transcript has 5 exons. Gene Ontology annotation, molecular function: single-stranded RNA binding. Lineage: Eukaryota; Metazoa; Chordata; Aves; Coliiformes; Coliidae.